Pyrus x bretschneideri (Chinese white pear) is the source of this 629-nucleotide messenger RNA. RefSeq names its product non-specific lipid-transfer protein 1. Gene Ontology annotation, molecular function: lipid binding. The transcript is spliced from 2 exons. The coding region runs from base 79 to 438 and encodes 119 amino acids. The record is from RefSeq and is a predicted model, not a curated record. Gene Ontology annotation, biological process: lipid transport. Gene Ontology annotation, cellular component: membrane. NCBI's taxonomy places the organism in Eukaryota, Viridiplantae, Streptophyta, Magnoliopsida, Rosales, Rosaceae.
CACACAAUCAAUCAAACUAUCACAAAUCAACGCAGAAGCAUUCAUCAAGCUCUUUAGUUUCCUUGAAUUCCAAUAUCAAUGGCGAACUCUGUGGCAUUCAAGCUUGCCUUCGUUGCCCUCGUGUGCAUGGUGGUGGGUGCACCAUUGGCCCAAGCUACCAUAUCAUCAUGCGGCCAGGUGUCAAACUACGCGGCACCCUGCAUUCCUUACUUGAAGGCUGGUGGGCAAGUUCCACCAGCAUGUUGCCAAGGGAUCAGGAAACUGAACGGCGCCGCUCAGACCGCACCUGAUCGCCGAACCGCUUGCACCUGCUUGGUCAACACUGCUACAAAAGUCCAAGGAAUAAAACCUAACCUCAUCUCUGGACUCCCUGGGGCCUGUGGCAUCCGCCUUCCUUACCCAAUUGGACCGAACACUAAAUGCAACAGUAUCCAGUGAAGCUGAUGGAGAAGGAGCCCGUAUUAAGUUGCAUAUUAAAAUAAAGUGGGUGCUGAAGAAUUAUCUAUCAGCUCUCUUGUAGUACAUGGUCGUUGUUUGUGAAAUUCUCUUAACAAGAUCUGUAUUACCUUUAUCUUCAUGAAUAAAACUGCAAUGAGAAGUAAUAUAUGUUCUAGUUUUUUAUCCGCAAA